AUGAAGUGGUUCUUUUACACCGCACAAGUGUUGCUGAUCGUGGCUCCCAUCGGAGGUAUCGUUGAUCCCAUCGGAGUGACUUCAAAAACCCUGGUUGGUCGUGUCAGUACUCUACUGACUUUGUGUGUGGAACGGAUGGCUGUAAAAAUGCUAAUAGGAUCCACAUUCAGAGAUGCCUCGCGAUGGCUCUGGGCAGACAUUCAGAGACUGACGCACAUGCUGCAGGAAAAACAAGGUCUGAUGCAAACAGAGAUGAAAGAAGUGAAAAACGGCUAA
Molecule: messenger RNA, 276 nt
Organism: Knipowitschia caucasica
Lineage: Eukaryota; Metazoa; Chordata; Actinopteri; Gobiiformes; Gobiidae
Source: the annotation of a GenBank genome assembly